Messenger RNA from Paraglomus occultum, 1848 nucleotides. NCBI's taxonomy places the organism in Eukaryota, Fungi, Glomeromycota, Glomeromycetes, Paraglomerales, Paraglomeraceae. The record is from the annotation of a GenBank genome assembly.
AUGUCAUCCCAAAGCGAACUUCUCUGGUUUAAUUAUGCCAAACAAAUUUAUAAGAUUGCUAACCCUAACCCUAACCAAUCGAACGCUGCUUUUUAUAUCAAUUCAGCCUUUCAAUUUGUUGACUACGCAAACGAUGAUGUCAACGUUGGUAAUUAUCAAUUGUACCGAGAUGGAAACACUAUUCCUGCAUUGAAUAGUCCGCAAUUUGCACCAUCCGGCAGCGUUGACUCCGGCUACCAGAAAUACGUAAAUGCAAUCGAUACUAAGGGCGACCCGUCACCUAUUGCAAAAGCUCAAUUGCAGGCCGCCCAGCAAGCGCUAGAUACGGAACAAAGUCACUACUUACAAGUAACGAAAGAUGCUUUACUCAAAUAUGUAGAAAUUGAGAAGGCUUCUAAGCUUGCCGGGGUCUACGUACCUCCGUUCGAUAUUUGGGUUGUGAAUAAUUAUCCAGCGUAUGCCGCUGCUGGCAACUCACGAGAUGCCGCUAGUCUCAAAUAUUAUACUGCACUGCAAAAUUACUAUGGUCAAGACUUCCAGGCAAUAGAGGCUAUGCAUAAAGCGUUGGAUGCUGCUUUGGAUCCUUCAAAGCCCGCCCCUGGUUAUAACAUGCCUGUCAAUCCAACGAAUCCAAUUGAGGCCGAGAAUUCUAGCAGUGAUAACAACCCAGUGAAAAAUCCAGUUUCAUCUGUUCUAUUUUACAAACCUCUUUACUCGAUUGCGUCUUCUUACAAACCUACGGUUGAUGCGUGGAUACAAACAUACAAUAUUCUUUCAUACACCCCUCAGUACACGUUUAAUAUUUCAAGCAAAAGUUUCGAACAAGUCAAUUGGUCCUCUUUAGGAAUCUCUGAUACAAGUAGUGGGGGUGGCGGUUUUGUGGGUAUACCUUUUCUUUGUGGGAUCUCUGGCUCGGGGUGGUCUACAACGAAGGAACAACGAACUGACAUACAGGUUAAUACGGAAAGCGACCAAUUCAAUGUCACUAUUUCUUAUGCUGGCAUUGGUGUAUUUGAUAUUACACCCGGAAGCUGGUUCAGCUAUGGCACCUUCAGCAACUACACUCAAUUACGACCCGGUACCGACACGCAUUUUUUUGAUGGCCCUAAUCCAUCCCUUCUUCCCAUUCCGUAUAAAGUCGUCGUCGGUUUUGCUCCAAAGAUUGUUUUAAAGGUGGAUCAAGCGUCAUACCUGCAAUUCCAAUCGACCUAUCAUAAAGAAGUAGUUACAAAGAGUGGUGGCGGUAUUUCUAUAUUUGGUAUUACUAUUGGCGGUGGUAGUACUAGUUAUGAAAGCAUAUCUUCUGAUUAUAGCAAGGUGGCGUUUGAUGAUGAGCAAACAACUGUUACGAUCGGCCCAUUUGAGUCUACAAUUCCAUACCUUUUGGGCAUAUUGGCGACUAAAACUCCCAGCAUCAAUUCGGAAAAGGUUGCCGACGUGCAAAAUAGCUUGAACUUUUUUGUAGAAAGUUUGGAGCCAUCCCAUCAAGAACGUCUCGCAUCAGUUGUGAAGCACACCGUUUUGCCAUCCCAUGACAAACAAAAAAUUGGAGAACGAGUUGCAACUUUCUUUUCCAAUGUUGAGAAUAAAAGCAACAAUCUCAAAUCCUUCGGAUUAGCUAAAGCUCGUUUCCAAGCUCUUGUUUUACCGUCAUUACGAGCAGCAUGGGAAAAUAAGUCUUCAUCUGGAUUGGCAAAACAGUAUCACAAUCUGAUCGCACAUCAUGUUGCAUAUCUACUUCAUUCAAAAAACUUUAUCGAUAAAAAUACGCUAUCUUUACUAACCAGUCAUGAAGAUGCUCAUGUUUUAGGAUAUCAUAUUGCACGUUCCCUGGGCAACGUAGUUUGA